Molecule: messenger RNA, 204 nt
Organism: Hydatigera taeniaeformis
Lineage: Eukaryota; Metazoa; Platyhelminthes; Cestoda; Cyclophyllidea; Taeniidae
Source: the annotation of a GenBank genome assembly
AUGAGGGUGCUGGUACUGGCCAAUCUUCUCUGUGUGGUGCUCUUAGCUUUGCUCGCUAGCGACAUCGCCUCGAUGACGGCGCGGCUGCCGAGGCACCGAUUUCUUGCCGAGGACUCCGAGAACGGGGACUUCUUCGAUGCCGAAGUGGGAGAGGAUGACGACUAUGGAGAGGUUCCAAGGCUGCGUCAUCACGGCCGUAAGUGA